Nomascus leucogenys (northern white-cheeked gibbon) is the source of this 4020-nucleotide messenger RNA. It is a transcript of the gene PRDM8, whose product is annotated as PR/SET domain 8. Lineage: Eukaryota; Metazoa; Chordata; Mammalia; Primates; Hylobatidae. The transcript has 9 exons. Gene Ontology annotation, cellular component: nucleus. The coding region runs from base 1158 to 3248 and encodes 696 amino acids. Gene Ontology annotation, molecular function: protein binding. Gene Ontology annotation, biological process: regulation of DNA-templated transcription. The record is from RefSeq and is a predicted model, not a curated record.
GACGCCGCCCGGCAGCAGCCGGCGGUCGCUCCCUCCCUCCCAGCUGCUGCAGCAGAGACCGGGGCCAUUUCGCGAGGCGGACGGGCUCCUCGGCAGGCUCGGAUUGGGGUGGAAGCGCGGCCGCCGAGGGGCCCGCAGUAGCUGCGCUCACGGGGAAGGAGUCCCACAGUCCCCAGAUACUAUCAAAUCAGCCUGGGAAGCAGCUAUUCGCUCAGCAAGUUCAAGAGAACAAAUAUGUUACAAUCCUUGCCUAUUCUUGCCUCCACUUCAUAAUGUCAUAAAAGCCACCUGGGGUAACAUUUAUCAACCUCUCUCCAGCCCGCUCUUCCAAAAUAACACUACAGUUUCCUACAUGUGUAUUUUUGCCAGGACUCCAAACAGCCUUGCUAAAGUGGAACAAGGAGUAGAGAAUUGAACUGUGAAAAAGAAGCCCGAGAUCCCCCAGCGAAAUGGUGUUGCAGCCCUGUUGAAGGAGUCAACUUGCAGGCUGUUAAAGACCUCAAGUCAUUAGCAUCAGCUGCUGCACUAAAGGGGCAAGUCAGCGCCUCUAAGUGGCUUAGCGCACAAACGAGGCUCCCCAGACGGCCUCGGCAACUCCAUCCCCUCCUCCACCACCCGCUGGAUGUGAAAAGCUUUCCGGAGCCCAUUUUGGGGGAAGCUUGGUAGUGUUGGCGCUCCUGAAGAGAGACGACGCCCGUUUAUCACCCCCAGGCAACUAGCUGCGCAAAUCAGCGGUGGCUCCAGAGCUAGAGAAUCCCUGGAGCUAACCGCACCCCUCUCCCUUUCACCGAACGCGGACUCCGGGGAAAUACGCACGGGGUCCGCACGCGCUGGGUGUCCAGCUCUCUGUCAUAGCUUCUCCAAGUGCCUAGUGAAACGGGGAAAGGCCCUCUCCAAUCAUUUUGGUACCUUCCUUUCCAAUCCUGAAACGAUUUUCCCCUCCUAGCAGUCCCAGAGGGCCCGAGCUUUAGGAGGAGGCGGGCCGGGACGCUCUCUGAGAGGCGUUGCCACCCAGGGAAGAGCCUAAAAGGCGGCCACACCAACACCUCUUGACAUGGAAAUACACUGAUACAAAAGGCAAAAAGAAACACUGGAUUGCAUCUUCCCGGUUCCAGGUGGCCUGAUUUGGAAGAUUCUAUACUGACCUUAUUCCUGUGAUGGAGGAUACAGGCAUCCAGCGAGGCAUCUGGGAUGGAGAUGCCAAGGCUGUCCAACAAUGUCUGACAGAUAUUUUUACCAGCGUUUACACCACCUGCGACAUCCCUGAGAAUGCUAUAUUUGGUCCCUGUGUCCUGAGCCAUACUUCCCUAUAUGACAGCAUAGCUUUCAUAGCUCUCAAGUCUACUGACAAGAGAACAGUACCGUAUAUCUUUCGGGUAGACACCUCAGCAGCAAAUGGUUCCUCAGAAGGUCUCAUGUGGCUGCGGUUGGUCCAAUCGGCCAGAGAUAAGGAAGAGCAGAACCUUGAAGCUUACAUAAAAAACGGACAGCUGUUCUACCGCUCUCUCCGCAGGAUUGCCAAAGACGAGGAGUUACUAGUUUGGUACGGGAAAGAACUGACUGAGUUACUCUUGCUCUGUCCCUCUAGAUCCCACAACAAAAUGAAUGCAGGGUCAUCCCCUUACACAUGCCUGGAAUGCAGCCAACGUUUCCAGUUUGAGUUUCCCUAUGUGGCGCAUCUGCGUUUCCGCUGCCCCAAGAGACUUCACAGCGCUGAUAUAAGUCCCCAAGACGAGCAAGGCGGCGGCGUGGGCACCAAGGACCACGGGGCCGGCGGCGGCGGUGGCGGUGGCAAAGACCAGCAGCAGCAGCAGGAGGCACCUUUAGGCCCAGGUCCCAAGUUUUGCAAAGCCGGACCCCUCCACCACUACCCAUCCCCCUCCCCCGAAAGCAGCAACCCACCCGCUGCCGCCGGCGGCAGCAGCGCGAAGCCAUCCACAGACUUCCACAACCUGGCCAGGGAGCUGGAAAACUCCCGGGGAGGCAGCAGCUGCUCCCCAGCCCAGAGCCUCAGCAGCGGUAGCGGCAGCGGCGGCGGCGGCGGCCACCAGGAGGCGGAGCUGAGUCCCGACGGCAUCGCCACGGGCGGCGGCAAAGGAAAGAGGAAAUUCCCGGAGGAGGCGGCGGAGGGCGGCGGUGGCGCGGGUCUGGUAGGGGGCCGGGGCCGCUUCGCAGAGCGGCCCCUCCCGGCCUCCAAGGAGGAUCUGGUGUGCACACCGCAGCAGUACCGAGCCUCGGGCAGCUACUUCGGCCUGGAAGAGAACGGCCGCUUCUUCGCGCCGCCAAGUCCCGAGACGGGCGAGGCGAAGCGCAGCGCCUUCGUGGAGGUGAAGAAGGCUGCCCGCGCGGCCAGCCUGCAGGAGGAGGGGACCGCCGACGGCGCGGGCGUUGCCUCCGAGGACCAGGACGCUGGCGGCGGCGGCGGCGGCGGCGGCGGCGGCUCCUCCACGCCCGCGGCCGCGUCGCCGGUGGGCGCCGAGAAGCUGCUGGCCCCGCGGCCCGGGGGCCCGCUGCCCAGCCGGCUCGAGGGCGGCAGUCCUGCGAGGGGCAGCGCCUUCACUUCGGUGCCGCAGCUGGGCAGCGCGGGCAGCACCGGCGGUGGGGGCGGAACGGGCGCCGGGGCCGCAGGCGGCGCGGGCGGGGGCCAGGGCGCCGCGUCGGACGAGCGCAAAAGCGCCUUCUCGCAGCCAGCACGCUCCUUCUCGCAGCUGUCCCCGCUGGUGCUGGGCCAGAAGCUGGGCGCGCUCGAGCCAUGCCACCCCGCCGACGGCGUGGGCCCCACCAGACUCUAUCCCGCCGCCGCGGACCCUCUAGCGGUGAAGCUCCAGGGGGCCGCGGACCUGAACGGAGGUUGCGGGUCCCUGCCGAGCGGCGGCGGCGGCCUGCCUAAGCAGAGCCCCUUCCUGUACGCCACAGCCUUCUGGCCCAAGAGCUCCGCUGCCGCUGCAGCGGCGGCUGCGGCAGCGGCCGCGGGGCCCUUGCAGCUGCAGCUGCCCUCGGCGCUCACGCUGCUGCCGCCCUCCUUCACCUCGCUGUGUCUGCCCGCGCAGAACUGGUGCGCCAAGUGCAAUGCCUCCUUCCGCAUGACCUCCGACCUGGUGUACCACAUGAGGUCGCACCACAAAAAGGAGUAUGCGAUGGAGCCCUUGGUGAAGCGGCGGCGAGAGGAGAAACUCAAGUGCCCCAUCUGCAAUGAGUCCUUCAGGGAGCGCCACCACCUCUCCAGGCACAUGACCUCGCAUAAUUGACUCGGAAAGGACCCCAGCUUUCCACGCGCGCGCACGCACAGUCAAGCCACCUGCAGGAAUAAACACGCGAGAACAUCCACCGCUUCCUUGCACCCCGAAACACGGCACAAAGACAGAUACAUUCACCCCCCACAACGCACACACACCUCCUCUCCUCCCAGGAACCUCAUUCAAAUAUUUACCCGGGACACACACACACACACACACACACACACUCACACACAAGAGCCAGGAUGGUGGCGUUUUGAUUGGGUGGGUUGUUUGAGGGGGUUUUCUUUUGAAUGCACGCAUUUUCACUUUCCCCAAAACAAAGGUACAUUUUUAAAAAUGUCAUAUAUUGCAACAUAUUGAUGCAUUUGUCAUACGUUUCUACUUAAAUUAUUAAGCACUUACGAUUUAGAUGUAAUAAUUAUAUGUAAGGACAAAAUUUAUUUUAGAUAUAAAGUAAAGGAGGAGGGUGAGAUGCUUUCUGCAUUUCUUGAUGAUAGUUUGUGUUCUUACAAAAACAAACAAAAUGAAUAAAAAGGGGUCGCCAUUCGAGUUUCCAGGGGGAAGUGCAUGUAUAAUGAAAUGAUUAUGGACUUCAAUGAAGAAUGUCAUCAAUUAUGUAAAUAUGUAUUUUCUUUUAAUACAAAGUGUAAUUUUGUGCCAGUGAAAUGGAGUCUGAAUAGUUAUGUGUUUCUUUUAUCCCUGGAAAUAUUUAUUAAACUUUAUAGUUUAUCCGAGUAUGUUGGAUGCUUUGACAAUAAAUGACUAUUUUCUUCAAAGCAAA